AUGCGGCUCUCCUCGCUAUCAGCCGUGCUCGCCUCGGCGUUUGCGUGGACUGCGGCGGCCCAGGAUGACUACAGAAGCAUAACGAGCCGAUGGUUUGACUUUGGCGGAGAUACCAUCAUUCGAACAGACUCAUAUAUUCGCCUUACCUCCGAUCGACCUUCACAAAACGGCUGGCUCUUUUCACGAGUGCCUCUUACAGCUACCAACUGGGAAGUCGAGGUUGAAUUCAAGAUCCACGGAAAGAAUCAGCUCUACGGCGAUGGCUUCGCCAUGUGGAUCACGAAGCAGCGAGGCCAGAUCGGUCCCGUCUUUGGGCAUGCAGAUAAAUUCGAAGGCUUGGGUAUCUUUAUCGACACAUACAAGAACAACCGACCCGGUGUCGUCUUCCCCUACGUCAUGGCCAUGUUUGGCGACGGACAGGCGAGCUACGACAAGAACAACGAUGGCAAGGAGACGGAGCUGGCUGGUUGCUCGGCCCGAGGCCUUCGUCACUCGACCAUCCCCACCAAGAUGCGAUUGACUUAUUUCCAGGACAAGACGCUCAAGCUCGAGCUCCAGUACAAGACUGUCGGCGACUGGACGGUGUGUUUCGAGGUGGACAACCCUCCUGCGAUCCCCAACAUUGCCUACCUCGGAUUCAGUGCAGAGACUGGCGAGUUGAGCGACCACCACGAUAUCAUCUCCGUCUCGUCCAAGAAUCUCUACACCAGCCCGGCUAAUGGACCUGGCUCAAAGGGAUCCCAAAAGAACUCGUACAGGGGCAGCAAGACCAAUAGCAGCAGCAGCAACCAGAGCGGCGGAAGCUGGACAUGGUUCUUCACCAAGAUCAUCCUCUUCAUCCUCGUUGCAGGCGGUGGUUACGUUGGAUUCACCAUUUACAGGUCAAAAACCAAGAGCCACAGAUUCUAG
Messenger RNA from Trichoderma gamsii, 909 nucleotides. RefSeq lists its product as hypothetical. Gene Ontology annotation, molecular function: D-mannose binding. Bases 1 to 909 code for a protein of 302 amino acids. The record is from RefSeq and is a predicted model, not a curated record. Gene Ontology annotation, biological process: Golgi organization; endoplasmic reticulum to Golgi vesicle-mediated transport; endoplasmic reticulum organization. The transcript has 3 exons. NCBI's taxonomy places the organism in Eukaryota, Fungi, Ascomycota, Sordariomycetes, Hypocreales, Hypocreaceae. Gene Ontology annotation, cellular component: endoplasmic reticulum-Golgi intermediate compartment; endoplasmic reticulum membrane; COPII-coated ER to Golgi transport vesicle.